GUAAGAUGUCUCGUUUAGAAGCUAAAAAGCCAUCUUUGUGUAAAAGUGAACCACUGACAAGUGAGAAAGUCAGGGCCACACUUUGUGUCUUGAAAGGAAUCCUGACAUCGAGCUAUGGCCCUUCGGGGAGGCUGAAGCAGGUGCACAAUGGCCUUGGAGGCUGCGUGUGCACCACCUCACAGUCGUCAGCCCUGCUCUCUAACCUUCCCGUCACCCAUCCCAUUUUAAAGAUCCUGACAACAUCCACGAAGAAUCAUGUUUCGUGCUUCAGUGACUGUGGCUUAUUCACAGCCAUUCUUUGCUGCAAUCUGAUUGAAAAUGUUCAGAGAACAGGCUUGACACCCACCACUGUUAUUAAAUUAAACCAGCAUCUGUUGCGCCUCUGCACCAAUUACCUCAAGUCUGAGUCCUGUGGUUGUCGAAUUCCAGUUGACUUUAGCAGUCCUCAGACCCUCCUCUGUUUGGUGCGCAGUAUAGUAACAAGUAAGCCCGCCUGUAUGCUCACCAGAGAGGAAACAGACCAUAUCAGUGCUUUGGUUCUGAAAGCCUUUUUGCUCACAAUUCCAGAAAACACCAAAGACCGCCUCAUUUUAGGAAAGAGUAUAAUUGUGCCUUUAAAGGGUCACAGAGUUCUAGAUUCUACUGUAUUCCCUGGAAUACUUAUAGAAGUGUCAGAAGUUCAACUGAUGAAGAUCUUACCCAUCAAAAAAUCAAAUGCCUUCAAAGUGGCACUCUUUUGUGCUUCUUUAUCUGGAGAUCUCUCUGAUACUGGAGAAGGAACUAUGGUGGUCAGUUCCGGGGUCUCUCUUGAAAAUGCAGUCCUGGAGCAGUUGCUUAACCUAGGAAGGCAGCUAGUUAGUGAUCAUGUAGACCUUGUCAUGUGCCAAAAAGUUCUACACCCAUCUUUGAAACAGUUUCUCAGUAUGCACCAGGUAAUUGCCAUUGAUAGAGUUGGAGUGGCUCUGAUGGAACCCCUGAGUAAAGUGACAGGAACACAACCUAUUGGUUCCUUAGGCUCAAUAUCUCCUAGUAGUUACGGAAGUGUGAAAGAUUUGUGCCCAGCAAAAUUUGGCUUCAAACAUUUUCUUCAUCUAAUUCCUAAUGAAGCAACUAUCUGCAGCUUGCUGCUCUGCAACAGAAAUGACACUGCCUGGGAUGAGCUGAAGCUCACGUGUCAAACCGCACUGCACGUUUUGCAGUUAACAAUCAAGGAACCAUGUGUUUUGUUGGGAGGCGGCUGUACUGAAACUCAUUUGGCAGCAUAUAUCAGACACAAGACUUGUAACGAGCCAGAAAGCAUUCUCAGAGACGAUGGAUGUACUCAAACAGAACUUCAGCUGCUCACUGAAGCAUUCUGCCGUGCAUUAGAAUCUGUCGCUGGCUCUUUAGAACAUGAUGGAGGUGAAGUUCUUACCGACAUGAAGUAUGGACACUGUUGGUCCAGUCAGGCAGAGUCUCCCUCUGUUGUUAACUGGCCAGAUUGGCUUUCAAGGUGUGGCUGUGGGCUAUGCAAUAGCCAGGAAGAACUCCACUGGUCGUUCUUGAAGGCUAUUCAGCAUCCCAUCGCACCACAAACCUGCCUUCCACAUGAAGCUACAGGCUCAUCCAACAACCUGACCUUGGACUGUUUCACUGCUAAGCUUAGUGGCCUGCAGGUGGCUGUGGAGACAGCCAAUUUGAUUUUGGAUCUUUCAUAUGUCAUUGAGGAUAAAAACUGAUAGCACAGCAUGUUUAUAUUAUAGACAAACAAAAAAUCUAGUCAGGCGUCAGUUAAGAAAAAAAUAUCGAGUGUAUUUUUUUCUCUCCCCAUAUUCUGCUUAUCUGGAUAGAUUAUUCAUAAAAUUACAGAGAUACUUACAUAUGGGGAAAAGUAUGAUUCUUAAGUAGAAAUACCAUAAAAUCUAUGAAAAAUAUGAAGCAUUAUUAUUAAAGAUAUUAGAGUAUCUUAGGGUUUCCACAGAAUGCCACUGUAUGUUUUUAUGAAUUUUUAUUGUUAUUUUACCAUCACUCAAGAAUCUGCAGAAAUUUAAAAAUUUCCCAAUUUAUAAAAAAAAAAAUUACUAAUCUAUGCUCUGAUUUGGAUAUACUUAGUAUACUUUUUAGUAGUUAUUAAACAUGUUUAAAGUGUAAAAUUAGAUUCCAGAGUAUCACAAAGCACCUAAUAUAUAUUGCUCAAUCAAGAGAAGUGCUCAAACUACACAUCUAGUAAAAUUUCGAUGUUCUUUACCUGAGGCCCUAUCAUUCAAAGGUUAAGUAACUGAUUUCAAACCUGACCUACCUAUAAUUUUUAGUUUUUCUCACAGUUCUUCAUUUGUGUUAUUUUGAAGAAAUGUGUGAUUAGGAAAAAAAAUUACUUACAUAGUAACAAAGCAGAUAGAGAAAAGAAGUGGAAAAGUUAUUUCUCUAGUUCACUCAGUAGUGUAAAAAAGAAACCAAAACAGCUCUCAUAGUCAAAGUAGAGACACUGAUGUUUCAUCAAAGAAUGUAAUUUGAAUGUUAUGCAAAUGCAAUCAAUGUAUCGAUAAAUUGAAGAAGAAAUACAGAAUGCAGCUUGAGGAAUACAUAUGGGGCUAUAGCAGAUGCUGUAUUAAACCUUAGGAAAAUGUUUUGAAAAUUUUAGGAAAAUUAAAUGAUGUGUAAGAGUCUGUGAUCAGAUCUAUAGCCAUGAUAGAAGGAGAUAGAAUUUUUAAGCAAUUCCCUCCAAUAUUCUUGUAAUGCAAAAGAAUUUUGACCCAGAGCCAAAGAAAAAAAAUCCAAUACAAACUCACAAGGAAUGCAAUAUAUAUUGAAAACUCAGCUGCACUUCAUGCUUCAUAAAAUAACUGCUCUUAAACCUUACUUCUUUUAUUAUUAGAGUCAAAUAGAAGGGCAGUGUGGUAGGCAGCCUAUAAGAGGCCACCAGUGACUCCUCCCUUACUCCUGGUUUUCACACCCUUGCAUAAUCCCCUCCCUUCCCAAGGUUGUAGAGACUGGAUGUAGAGACGCCUCUGAGUCUCCAUUCCCCCCCUUGUGAACAGGAAUGUCUUACUGCAGUACUCCUAUGCCUGCUUUAUUAUUGUAUGUUGGGCGUGGUAGGCAGAUGACUUGUCCCAUUAGCUUCUUGGGUCUAUCAAUGGAGAGGAGGUCCAGAAGCUGCACUUAAAGAAAAGCCUCACCCACCCUGACUUGGUUCCAGUGAUAAGAUUCCUGACUCCAAGCUGACAUUGUAAUGCAAUGAGACUUCUGGGAAAAUGGGGAGUAUGGGAAUGUAUUUUGCAUGCUUAUGGGCAGCCUCUAAGAAGACUCCCUGAUCUCAUUUCCUGGUAAUGCAUCCUUAGGGUGUGCAUGGGACAUAAUGACUGGCUUUUAAUGUAUAUACAGCAGAAGUGGUGGGGUGUCACAUUGUAAAAAGAUGGUCUUCUCUGGAUCUCUCACUCACUCACCCUAAUGGGGACCACCUGCCAGGUUGGAAACCAACUAUCAAGAGGCCCACAUAGCAAGAGACUGAGAAAGACUUCCAGCCAACAGCCCACAAGGAACUAACUCCUACUGACAACCACAAGAGUGAUUUUAGAAGCAUAGCCUCUUUAGCUGAGCCUCAAAUGUAGCCCCCACCACUGCAGUCACUCAAGAAGCCCCAAAGCAGAGAACGUAGCUAAAUUACUCCCAGAUUGAUUCCUGACCCACAAAAUUUGAAAGAUAAUAAAUCUUUAAUCAAGUUUUGGAUGUAAUUUUUUAUGCAUCAAUAGACAUAAUAAAGGCAAGAACAAACGCUUAUUUAUAAUUACAUACUGAAAACUCGGUCACACAAUGGAAAAAAGCAUUCUUAAUACCAUGCCUCUGCAUUUCCAUCACCCCUCCAAACAUAAAGGCAGUGUUCUUUAUCAUACAUGUUCACUGUGGGGUUUUUACAUUCACAUACAAAAGCCUGUCACAUGGGUGGCUCAGCUGGUUAAGUAUCCGACUCUAGGACUCAGCUCAGGUCAUGACCUCACACUUGUGAGAGAGGCUCUGUGUUCAGUGUGGAGUCAGCUUCAGAUUCUCCCUCUCCCUAUCCUCCCUCACCCCAAUAAAUAAAUAAAAUCUUAAAAGAGAGAGAAAGAAAGAAAAGAAAAGAAAAUAGAUUGAUUAAGAAAGCAUGUCACAUGGAAGUAUAAUUCUCCUGGGUCUCUUUGGCUUUCUACUGCAUUUCCAAGUUACUCCACAAAGGGACACCACAGUCAAUCUCUCUAAUUGAUCUUAGAGGCUGAGUGUCUACUUCCCAUGACAGCCAUUAGCUCUGUCAUUUUUAGCUUUGCCAUAAAAUUCAGUUACAGACCUUGGUGAAACAUCAGUGCUCUCAUUUUUUAAUAUGUCAUAAAUCUGCUGAAAUACUCGCAUAAAGUCAUUUUCCAAAAUUGUGUACAAUCCUUAGUAGAAAAUACUGUAAGUGAUUUUUUAAAAACCUCACUUCCUUAAUUGUUCAACGAAAUCAUCAUUCAAACUCAGAUGGUAAAACAAGAGAUAAAAGUUCUUUUUUUUUUUUUUUAAGAUUUUAUUUAGAGAGAGCACGAGGGAGCAAGGUGAGGGGGAGAGGGAGAAUCCCAAGCAGACUCUUCACUGAGUGUCGAGCUGACACACAGCUGAAUCCCACGCCCCUGAGGCCAUCAACUGAGCUGAAAUCAAGAGUCAGAUGCUUAACCAACUACACCACCCAGGCACCCUGAGAUGAAAAUUCUUGAUGAAAAUAAUUUCAGAGGAACUCAUUUUGACAGAAAUAAAUGACAAGAAAAAAAAGCAACCAAGUUAAGCCUCGGGCACUGCUUCGUGACUUAAAAUAAAACUGAGGUCUAAAUGUUGCAUUACGAGGUUCCUCAGGAGACAGAACAGGAACCUGAUAGUUACAGAACAGGAAAGGGAGAGUAAUGCACAAGAGAAUGAAGUCAGUGACAGCUCCUCACUCUUAUGGUACUUACAGGACAGGCAACAUUCAAGUUUAUUGAGCCAUAAGUGUCCAACGUGGUUAGCAUCUUAUUAAUCAAAAGAGGUUAGGAUUUUGGCAGCAAAGAAAAAAUUGGAAAAGUAAAGCAAAUGAAAAGAGUCUUUUAAGUCAAAAUACUUAUUUGGUCUUAUAAACAUCCCAUUCCUUAAUUCUUCCAUUUGUACUAUAUUUUUAAAAUCUUUACAUUAUUAGUGUAAAUCAACCAUAACAGUGAAGUAUUUUACUCAAGAUACGUAAAUUAGUAUCUUUUAUUAUCCUUGUGUCCUUGAACUCACUCAGUUUGUAUAAUCAAAGCUAGUUAGGCAUUCACAUGAUAGUAGAGAAAACUUAAAUACCUCUGUAAGAUCCAUCAUAUCCUGUAUUCAUCACAAUGGUGAACAGUACUUUGGACAACUUUAAAGUAAUAUUGUUUACAGUCACAUAAACUAUGCAGGUUAUUAUGUAAGAGCAUCAUGUACAAAAAUCUCUUACAGGCCCUGUAUGCAGGCCUUGUCAGACAUCCAAUUAGUUAGCUUAUUCAUUCCUUUCUAAUAAUCUUAGGGGAAACAGCCAAGGAGACAAAAUAUCUCUUACGGGGUCCUAUUUCAGCUGUCUAAAUAAAUCUAUCUCUUAAUCUGGAGGAAAAGGCAAGUGUGAACCUCUGGUGUCUUUAUAAUAUUUUGUAUCAUGUAGUUAAAUGUUUCCACUUAACAGCUAUGGUAUCCCAUAGUCCUUGGAAAUUUUUGACCCUUACCUACAAAAGCUGAAUUUAAAUUUUAUCUAAACCCAAUGUAAGCCUGUAUCUUUAGAUUGCAAGAAAAUUUAUAUACUUCAUUAUUAAGGCUAUAGUAACACUCAGAAAACAGGCCGCAGCCCCCGAAAAUGCAGGUAUGUGCUAUGCCAUUACCUGCAAUAAAUUGUGACUUUAGAGGGAAAUGAAAUAACUUGAUAAUUUCCUAUUAAGAAAUCACACUGAGGGCACCUGGAAGGUUCAGUCAGCACAGGUCAUCAGGAUCCCGGGAUUGAGUCCUACAUCGGGCUCCCUGUUCAGUGGGGAGGAGAGUCUGCUUCUCCCACUCCUGCUCUCCCUGCUGGUGCUCUCUAUGUCUCUGUCUCUCUGUCAAAUAAAUAAAUAAAAAUCUUUAAAAAAAAAUCACACUGAGAAAAUAUUUAUAAUGAACAUCCUAUUUUAGCUCUGUUGCUUUUGUUUGACAUGUUAUACUUUCAUUUUGAGAAGUAUUAAUUAACCUCUUUUUGUUCGCCAGAUACAACAGUCGGUGGUGUUAGAGGUUUUAAAAAAAAAGAUUUGUUCACAGUCCCUGACCUCAUGGAGCUGAUCACCUAGCCCGUGAGAUAUUUUUUAAAUACUCUUUUUCUUUCUUAAAAAGCAAUUGCAUAAAAUUAUUUCAUAAUCAUUCAAAUUAUUCAUAAACAUUAUGUGGUAAUAGAAAAUUAGGAAAGUAUGCAAGACACACACACACAAGGAAAAUAAAAUCCAAUGUCAUCCCACUACCCAGAAAUAACCACUGUUUACAUUUCCUGUGCAUCUUUUCAGUUUGUUUCAUAUAUAUACUUUUCCAAAAUGUGAUCAUGUAGUAUGUUAUUUUAUAAUGUUCCUUUUACCUAGUACGAUGUACGAACAUCAUAAACAGGUACAAUCACUACAUAUCCUCUUAUUACAGCAUUUUUAAUUUCUUUUUUUUUUUUUAAAGAUUUUAUUUGUUUAUUUGACAGACAGAGAUCACAAGUAGGCAGAGAGGCAGGCAGAGGAGGAGGAAGCAGGCUCCCCGCUGAGCAGAGAGCCCGAUGCGGGACUCGAUCCCAGGACCCUGAGAUCAUGACCUGAGCCGAAGGCAGUGGCUUAACCCACUGAGCCACCCAGGUGCCCGCAUUUUUAAUUUCUAAGAAAAUUUCUAUUGUAGAGAUUCUACCAUAAUUUAGUCAAUGAGCUUUUAUUUGUAUACUUUCAGGCUGUUUUAAUUUUUGUACCAGUAUAAGCAAAACCUCAGUGAACAUCUUGUAUAUAUCCUUUUCCCAUAUUCUGAUUAUUUUCUCAAGAUAAAUAAACAGAAUUAAGAUUU
Mustela lutreola (European mink) is the source of this 7020-nucleotide messenger RNA. RefSeq names its product MKKS centrosomal shuttling protein (gene MKKS). The transcript is spliced from 4 exons. Gene Ontology annotation, molecular function: ATP binding. Lineage: Eukaryota; Metazoa; Chordata; Mammalia; Carnivora; Mustelidae. The record is from RefSeq and is a predicted model, not a curated record. Gene Ontology annotation, biological process: intracellular transport; developmental process; cilium assembly. The coding region runs from base 6 to 1718 and encodes 570 amino acids. Gene Ontology annotation, cellular component: nucleus; cytoplasm; kinociliary basal body.